Erythranthe guttata (spotted monkey flower) is the source of this 1668-nucleotide messenger RNA. The record is from RefSeq and is a predicted model, not a curated record. NCBI's taxonomy places the organism in Eukaryota, Viridiplantae, Streptophyta, Magnoliopsida, Lamiales, Phrymaceae.
AUUAAUUAAUUGGAAUCGAAAGAAUCAACGGUGCAGUCAAAAUCAUGAGUCGAAAACCGGGGAUGUUUUUAUCCUUGUCCACAAUGAGUUUCACCAUAUGGGCUGCGGUCAUAUUAUUGAUGAUGAUUUCUCAAGCUGAGGCUUACGACCCAUUGGAUCCAUUUGGGAACAUAACAAUCAAAUGGGAUGUAGUAUCUUGGACACCAGAUGGAUAUGUGGCUCUUGUUACAAUGAACAACUUUCAAAUGUAUCGGCAUAUCAUGAGCCCCGGUUGGACCCUAUCGUGGGGUUGGGCUAAGAAGGAAGUGAUUUGGUCAAUGGUAGGGGCACAAACCACAGAGCAAGGAGAUUGCUCCAAAUUCAAAGGAAACGUUCCACAUUGUUGCAAGAAAAAUCCGACGGUGGUUGAUCUGCUUCCCGGUGUACCGUACAAUCAGCAGAUUGCCAACUGCUGCAAAGGUGGGGUCGUGGCCUCUUGGGGCCAAGACCCCUCCUCUGCAGUUUCCUCAUUCCAAGUCAGCGUUGGUCUUGCUGGAACUACCAACAAAACGGUCAAACUGCCGACCAAUUUCACCCUACUUGGUCCCGGGCCGGGAUACACUUGCGGUCCUGCAAAGAUUGUGCCUUCCACUGUGUACCUCACUCCCGAUCGGAGACGGAAAACACAAGCUUUAAUGACGUGGAAUGUGACAUGUACGUACUCUCAAGUCCUGGUAUCGAAGAAUCCAAGGUGCUGCGUUUCCUUCUCAUCUUUCUACAAUGAUUCUAUCACCCCUUGCCCAACUUGCUCUUGCGGCUGCCAGAACAAGAAAGAUUGCAUCAUGAGCGACUCAAACAAGCUGAAAAACGUGGGGAUAAACACCCCACGAAAGGACAACGCACCACUCUUGCAAUGCACUCAUCAUAUGUGUCCCAUACGUGUUCAUUGGCAUGUGAAGAUCAACUACAGAGAGUAUUGGCGCGUGAAAGUUGCGGUCACUAAUUUCAACUACAGAAUGAACUACACCCAGUGGACCCUCGUCGCCCAACACCCUAAUCUCAACAAUGUCACACAAGUUUUCAGCUUCGAUUACAAGCCUCUUGUCCCGUACCAAUCCAUAAAUGAUACUGCAAUGUUCUAUGGAAUGAAGUUUUACAAUGACCUACUAAUGGAAGCUGGACCAUAUGGAAAUGUACAGACAGAAAUACUGUUGAAAAAAGAUAAGGAUAUAUUUACACUGAAACAGGGUUGGGCUUUCCCUAGGAAAAUUUACUUCAAUGGUGACGAAUGUCAGCUUCCUCCCCCCGAUGCUUACCCUAUUUUACCAAAUUCUGCCCACAAAAAUCUGAUUUUCUCAUUUUCAAUACUUGAAGGUCUUAUGUUUUUGCUAUUUCUAGUAGUUGUGUGAUUGCCAUUGUUUCACAUUUAUAAAUUGGUUUCUUCAUAUUUUUUUUGUUGAAAUUUUGCUAGCAAAAAACGGACUUAACCUCUAUGAUGUUUUGGUAGAAAUAAAAUAUAUCAUCCUACUCUACUCGUGAGUUUUAAUGUACGUGAGAUGCUUUGGUAUUAUUCAAAUUUUAGAUUCGAUAUAUUUGAUUGGCGGGAAGCCACGAGACUGAGAAAUAUUAUAAUCGAUAAAAAAUGUGAAUUCAAUUUUUGGCAUUUGAAUACAUAUUUGGUUGCUACCA